CCAGGCAUAUCAGUAGCCUCUGUCCAUCACUCAUGCUGGAAGCUAUUUGGGAAAAGAGAAGCGGGGCAAGGGAAAUCAUGCAUCAUCAUCAUCCUGGUUGGAAAAUACGGAAGACUUUAUGCUGUUUUCAUCAUGUGGAUUCACUAGAGAAAUGACCACCUUUGGUCAGCCAAGUAAAAUCAAAAACUUAUUGAUUUGCUGCCUGGGUCCUCCACGGGUGCUGAGGCUCUGGACUUGCAGGCGCCCAAGGACAAGGAGGAAUCUGCUAUUGGGCACUGCUUGCGUGAUCUACCUGGGAUUCCUCGUCAGUCAAGUGGGACACGUUUUACCCCAGCACAAAGGAGGACAUAAAAAUAUUGGUUCCAGAAGUCUCCAAGAUGCGGCCCAAACUCCUUUUCUGGGCAUCCCACUGGAUGGCACCCUGUCACCACCCAAGUUCCUUGGUAGCAAUGGGACCUUGCUGCCACCCAAUGUAGUUUAUAUCACCCUGCGGUCGAAGCGCAGCAAGCCUGCCAAUAUCAGAGGCACAGUGAAGCCAAAGCGCAGGAAGAAACAUGCAAUUCCUUUGUCCUAUGGGCAGCACUUCCCAAAAGGUGUUUUUUUGGGCUGGGCAGAGGCCUUUGCCCAGCAGCCAGGGUUGCGAGAAAGCACCAACCGGAUGGGAAAAGGCAUAAAGGAAUGGCAGUCAGAGAGAGGGGGCAUCAGAAUUGGAGGGAUUUCUGGACUGAUAAAGUCCCAGCCCCAACCUGAGGAAAGCAGUAUCAGGAUCUACAGUGAGAGCUCACCCUCCUGGCUCAGCAAAGAAGACAUCCUGAACAUGCGUAUGUUGGCGGAUUCUCAGAUAGAGAGCAUCCAAGAAUUACCUUCUGACAAAGCAGUCCUGGUAGUAUUUGCAGGGGGUUUCAGCAGCCCAGGAACUGCUUGCAACCAGGGGCACUGUGGCAUCAUCAAAAGACCUCUUGACUUGAGCGAGGUGUUUGCCUUUCAUUUGGAUAGGAUCUUGGGGCUGAACAGGAGCUUACCUUCUGUAAGCAGGAGAUCAGAGUUCUUCAAAGGUGGCCAAGCCUGUCCUGUUGUUCUCUGGGAUUCUUCACUGAGCCCAACAGAUAAUUAUACCCAUUCUUCAGUGAGAUUAACCUGGGGGCAGUAUCAGCAGCUGUUGAAGCAGAAAUGCUGGCAGAAUGGUAAAGUUCCCAAAGCUGAGUGGGGCUGUACUGAAAUCCAUCAUCAUGAGUGGUCCAAGAUGGCACUUUUUGAUUUUCUUCUGCAGAUCUAUAAUCGAUUAGACAGAAACUGUUGUGGAUUCAAGCCUCUCAAGGAGGAUUCCUGCAUGCAGCAAGGACUGAAGCUAAACUGCAGUGACCAGGAUGCUAUUGACCUGACACACAUAGUUCAGAGGAGGCAUGACCGAAGACAUUUGGCCUUUAUAGACAAUAAAGGUUUCUUUGACAGAAACGAGGACAAUCUUGAUUUCAAAAUACUACAGGGAAUCAAUGAAUUCCCUGAAUCUGCAGUUUCAGUGCUGAGGAGCCAGCGUUUACGUGAGAAGUUGCUUCAGUCUUUGUUCCUUGACAAGAUAUACUGGGAGAGCCAAGGAGGCAGAAAAGGAAUUGAAAAGCUUAUUGAUGUAAUAGAAAGGAGGUCCAAAAUUCUUCUUACUUAUAUAAAUGCACAUGGAGCCAAAGUAUUGCCCAUGAAUGAAUGAAGCAUUCUUUUUUCUAACUGGGAUAUAGUCUUCAAAAAAUCUUGUAUGAGGCAAAAACUGACAGUAUAAUUAGUUUAAUUUGUAGGCUUACCUAACUUUUAUUUUUUCCAAACUUUUAAGUUUCUUUAUAAAUAAGAAUGCUUACAUAGUUUAAAACCAUCAUUUAAAUGUCAUCCACAGCUCAACACAGUGCAGUCACUUUUCCAUCACUAGUGAACUGAAAAAUAAACAAAUGGUACAAUAAACAAUGCAGUAAUAUGUAGGUACCAUGAAUAUUCCCUGUGUUAAUCUGUUUGAAAAUUAGUGACAGGAUUUUGAGUACAUUAGGCUGGAUUACUCUUACUUCCCUCAGUUAAGUCAGUAGAAGUUUCACUGCAAAUUUAAAUGGGAACAGCAUUUAGUACAUUGUUGCAAACUGCCACUGGAUCUGUCUGCUGGAGAGUACUUAGUACAGAAAAGUGUAAUUUUAAUUAUGAAUACCAACAUUCCCCGAAUUGUAUGUUGUUUUAUUUUAUUUUGAUCUUUGACUCUUAAAUACUGGCCUAUUUGCACUGAACAUGAGGGAAAUUAAAAAAAAACAGAGUUAGGAGAACAUGGCUUUAACAAUAAUAAUUCAUUUCACAAAUACAGUUUCUACCUGUCCAGUAUGGAAUACAAUGAGUCCCUUGUUACAGUGUAGUACUUUCAGUACAAGAUAAUGUGAUGUGUGGGUGGAUGAUCUUAUAUUUUCUAUCUUUUGACUGUUCCUCAGAAUUGUCCUUUUUUUACCACUAGUUUUAAUAACACAAUUCAGCUUCAGUUCAUUGUGAAUCUGCUGCUAAAUAUUUUGGUUUUGCAACAUUCUUGAGUAAAUCUAAGAAUCUUAUCAAAAAGCAGACAUACUAAGGAACUGAGUGUUGGUAACCUCAGUACAGAAAACAUUUGUGCU
Molecule: messenger RNA, 2633 nt
Organism: Calypte anna (Anna's hummingbird)
Lineage: Eukaryota; Metazoa; Chordata; Aves; Apodiformes; Trochilidae
Gene: GASK1B
Product: golgi associated kinase 1B
Cellular component (GO): Golgi apparatus
Source: RefSeq, a predicted model, not a curated record